This is a messenger RNA of Aplysia californica (California sea hare), 1176 nucleotides long. Its product is annotated as neuroguidin. Bases 179 to 1120 code for a protein of 313 amino acids. Gene Ontology annotation, cellular component: small-subunit processome; nucleolus. NCBI's taxonomy places the organism in Eukaryota, Metazoa, Mollusca, Gastropoda, Aplysiida, Aplysiidae. The record is from RefSeq and is a predicted model, not a curated record. The transcript has 13 exons. Gene Ontology annotation, biological process: maturation of SSU-rRNA from tricistronic rRNA transcript (SSU-rRNA, 5.8S rRNA, LSU-rRNA).
GUUUUCCACACGUGUUAUUGUUUACUUCCGUUUAGCUGUCUCUUGACUAGUCUUGACUCUUCUCUCAAGUUCUCAUCUGUCUUUGGCCAGACAUACUGGGUGGAUGCUGACUUGAGUUGGGGACAGCUUGUGAGUGAGUGGAUGGGUUAAAUUUUUGCCCACCAAAUCUAUUUUAAAGAUGAAAGAUAUUGUAGAAAGCGACACCCCACAAGCUGUGAGCUUGCUGAAAGAGAUAAAGAAAGCUAGUGGAGAGUGUCUUCAAAACUUGAGAGUACUUACGACAAGGAUCAAAGACAGUACAUCCACAUCGUCGGCAAACCAGGGUAUCAGCUUUUUGGAUGUGAAAAACCAAUUGAUGGCAAGCUACAUGGCAAAUAUCGGACUCCUCAUGGACAAAAAGACAAGUGGCUGCUCUGUUAAAAAUGAUCCUGCCAUUGAUCGACUUGUUGAAAUCAGAACAGUGUUGGAGAAGAUGAGGCCAAUUGAACACAAAUUAAGAUACCAGAUCAACAAAGUCGUAAAUGCUUACAAAGAAGGAAAAAUGGAUCCAUCUGACCCAAGGAAGUUUAAGGCAAACUUUGGAUCAUUUGCCAAUGUGCCUGGAGGUGACUCUAGUGAUGAGGAUGGAGACAAAAAUGAUGACACGUCAGAUGGAAAGUCAAAACUCUAUGUGGCACCUAAGCUGGCUCCAGUGCACUAUUCUGAUGAUGAGACUGCAGAGGAAAAGCAACAAAAGCAAAAGGCAAAAUCGGCCCGCAGAGCUCUAGGGUCAGCCAUGCUGAAAGAGAUUCGAGAACAGUACACUGACGCCCCAGUGGAGAUCUCAGAGUCCAGAGAUGUGCAUCGCAUCAGAGACAAUAAACGAGACCGUGAAAAAACAGAGUAUGAGGAAUCCAACUUUGUUCGUCUUGCAGUUUCAAAGAAGGAAUCUACUGCGAUGAAGCGUUUGGGGACAAUGUCUGCACUGGGAACUCUGGCAGAUUUUGAUGGUUUCUCUGGCAUGGAUGGAGGAGAUGAGGCUGGUCCUUCCAAGAAGAAGAAGAAGAAUUUUCCUAUGGGCAAGAAAAAGAAAGGCAAAGGUUUUGGCAAGAAGAAAGGUGGCAAAAAGCAGAGGCGGUGACAGGUGCAGCAAUCUAUCUUAUUAGCAAAUAAAUUGGAAAUAUUGAUCAUCAUGUC